Molecule: messenger RNA, 813 nt
Organism: Trichoderma atroviride IMI 206040
Lineage: Eukaryota; Fungi; Ascomycota; Sordariomycetes; Hypocreales; Hypocreaceae
Source: RefSeq, a predicted model, not a curated record
AUGGCUCCCCGGGAUCCUAUACCAACCUUCAUACUCUGUCCUGAUUUUAAUAUUCCACCCCCACCCCUUGGCCAGCUACAGCUGGGCUCCGUCCUUGGAGAUCUCGGUAUCCAGGGAGUGCUGAACCCGAUCAAUCGCGGUGAUGAAAUCCAAGUAUCAGAGUCAUCAUUAGUCCCUGCUGAUGGCCCGCUUGAAAAGGCGGGCUUCACACGCCAUCUGGAGGAUCUGCAUCACGGAAAGAGCAGCAUAUGGGCUAGAAUUCUCAAUGAAGACAUUUUGGGCGCGAAAUUCUUUGGUAAACGCACCGGGAACGAAACCUUGACACGAAGAAUUCAAAAGCAAACUCUUGAAUCUCCAACGGUGUCCUCUUUUGUCGACCAGCUUAGGCACAAGAAGCGUAUAUACCUCAUUACAGGCCUAAUUUGGACGGAGGGAGCCAGACUCUCCAAAGUCCAACAUCAGCAAGGGACCAUUAGCAGCGAGCUUGCAGUGCCCGAGCCACUUUCAUCUACCUCGAUUGGCUUGGAGGGAAGCUACUCGCAUGGGUCGACUAUCUCAUGCGGCUUCAGUAGCUCGUCGCCAUUUAUCCUUGGUUUCCGAGUGAAGAAAAUCUGGUGGGACAGGCAUGGAAAGUGGCAUGAAAAGGAGCGCACCGCGGGCUGUACGCUCUCCUAUGGAAGUCACCGGGAUGGCAGUGUUAUGGAUGGUAUCCGAUAUGCUGAUGACGAGGUGGACAGCGCAGAAGACCAGACAUUUGUGGAUGAGACCUUGUUUGGAGAGACUGAUCCUAUCACUUGGAUUAUACGGCGAUAA